GCUGUUUUCAGUUGUUCGAGGCAGUGACGACCAGUUUACUGAAUAUGUUUUCGCCAAAUUAAAAUAGAAGACAUUUUAUUCAUCUUUCCGUUUUUUGGACUUUUAUUUAACCCUUGCUUUAAAUGUAGGUUUUUAAUCGUACAGCUCUUGCCUGCCUAACGCAUUUCCACCAAUAACGGGCUGUCAGUGGCAAGCAAUGGAGGUGGGCACGGUUGUGCAUGAAGAAAUGAAAUUUCGUGGGUCUGAAUUUGCUGUCAAGGUUGAGAUGGCUGAGAGGUUGCUAAUCGUAGAGAUUUCAGAUGUCGUGACAGCGGACCAGUGGAGAGGAGAGUUCGAUCCUGCUUAUAUUGAGGACCUGACCAGGAAAACUGGGAAUUUUAAACAGUUUCCAGUAUUUUGCAGCAUGCUUGAGUCUGCUGUUCACAAGUCCAGUGAAUCCGUGACUCUUGACCUCUUGACAUAUUCUGACCUGGAGCUUCUGCGGAACAGAAAGGCAGGUGUCGUUGGCCGUCCUCGUGCUCAGCCACAGUCUCCUGCUCUGAGUGCUAAACGAUACCUCAUCCUCAUCUACACAGUGGAGUUUGACAGGAUACAUUAUCCUCUUCCACUUCCAUAUCUCGGAAAACCUGAUCCUGCGGAGCUUCAGAAAGAGAUAAGAGCUCUGAGGUCCGAGCUAAAAACACUGGGACUGAGAGGAGACCACAAAGUAUCAGACCAGGAAACACGCAAGCUGCGCACUGAGUUGGCUUUGGUGAGAGAUGAAAAGGAGGCCUUGGCCAAGGCUCUGGAUCGUCUGCAGAUGGUGGGGUCUGGAUCUGCUCCUGGGGCUCGUGGGCUCAGAGAGGCGGUUCACAGCCUGGAAGAACAGCUGCUGAAGGAAAGGGCAAAAAGCCAACGCUCUGCAAUCAAGAAGAGCCAGGAACAGCGCCUCCUGGUGGAACAGUUAGAGGAACUCAGGGCCUCCGAACGAGCUCUUCGAAUACGGGUUAAAAGUCUAACCACUGAGUUAGCCUUGUUACGACGUGGUCGAGCAACUCCAGUCAUGUCUGACCGAAGUGGACUCAGAGGUGAUGGUGUGGUUCAUCGUUCUUUAUCCAGAGAGCGCAGUUUGACUCGUGUUGGAGUAAGAGCACGCUCUGGGUCGAGGGAGAGGAUGGAGGACAGGGGUCGCAGGUCAGAGGAGAGAGUUAGGAGGGCAGACUCUUCAGGGUCGAGGAAUUGCAUUACAAGACCCUCGCCGUCUCCAACAGGGUCACGUGUGCCUCGGUUUGACCCUACAGCCUACAUCCAAGACCGACAACGGCGCCAAAAAGAGGCAGAACUGAAGAGCAAUGCCCUGUCUGUGAGCAGGAAUACGGUUUACUUUGAAAGUCAGAGGAAGAUUCGAAGGGACAUGCUGGCUUCGCCGUCUCUGAUGGAAAGAGGCCGUUCACGCUCCAGAGAGCCCGUUCCUCAGCUCAUGAGGGCAGGAAGUGCUGGCAGAGGCAGGAGUGUGUCUGUAGAGAGCCGGAGGAGUCGCUGCUCUUCUGAAGGAUCAGUGGCGGAGUUUGAAGAGCUUGCUAAGCCUCUAAAUAGCAGAGGAAGGAAACUGAUGUAUAAUGGUCCAGCUGUGUCCAGAGGAAGGCACAUUAACAAAAAACCAAUGUGUAGCACCCCAGCACAAAGAAUGAGAGCAGGAGACACAUCUAUGGACACAGGUGCUGACCUCUCGGAGAUUGACGCUCGACUUCAGGCCCUGCAGGAUUACAUGCGGGACCUUGACACAGGACACUAAUUAAUCCCAAUGGACUGAGAUGCUGAUCUAGGCAUUUUGCACAAAACUGAGACUGAAAAAAACGGACAAUCAAUUCUUUCAAACACUGUGUACAGACGCGUCUGUAGUCAUUUACUAAUGAAACUCGAAUGCUGUUUGUUCUCUCUUUCCCUAAUGUAACUUUGAGCUUGGCUCAAAAUGCAGUUACACUGGCUUUGUGAAGGGGCUUUUUGAGACUGUUGCCAUAUCAGACUUGAAGAAAACCAGAAGUGUCCAAAAAGUAUGACCUCAGGAUAUAUAUAUAUUUUUGGUUUGUUUUUUUUAAAUGCAUUCCUGUGUAUGUUUUAUGAAUUAGUGCUUUUUGACCAUUGUUGUUGGUUUUUAAUAUGAUUAGUGUAUAUGUUUUAUGUCUGUUUUAGAUGCUUUCAAAUUUUGUGAUUCUUAAAAACAAAGCUUUUUUUAUCAAAUAAUUUUGCAGUUCAUGUCUAUUCUUGACAGAACUUUGGAAUUAUAUAAUGGAACAGAAUUUUUGCCUGAAUGUGGCCAUUUCAUUGUUAUUUUUCCGUUUUUACUGAGGUCUCUAAUUGUUAACGUGAGCUCACCGAAUUUAGUUUUUUGGAAAAAUCUAAAUUUUGUAGAUGUGGAAAUAUGGGCAGAACUUUUAAACCUUUGUUGGUAUAAAAAUCCCAUGUUUGUCUAUGGAUUAACAUCUGCCAUGAGCUACAGUCCAUUUAACUAAUAAAGUA
This is a messenger RNA of Danio aesculapii, 2499 nucleotides long. RefSeq names its product coiled-coil domain containing 61 (gene ccdc61). The coding region runs from base 197 to 1774 and encodes 525 amino acids. NCBI's taxonomy places the organism in Eukaryota, Metazoa, Chordata, Actinopteri, Cypriniformes, Danionidae. The record is from RefSeq and is a predicted model, not a curated record. Gene Ontology annotation, cellular component: centrosome. The transcript is spliced from 14 exons.